This is a messenger RNA of Anoplopoma fimbria (sablefish), 1578 nucleotides long. It is a transcript of the gene sntg1, whose product is annotated as syntrophin, gamma 1. The transcript is spliced from 17 exons. Bases 1 to 1578 code for a protein of 525 amino acids. Gene Ontology annotation, cellular component: dystrophin-associated glycoprotein complex; intracellular anatomical structure. Lineage: Eukaryota; Metazoa; Chordata; Actinopteri; Perciformes; Anoplopomatidae. Gene Ontology annotation, molecular function: protein binding; structural molecule activity. The record is from RefSeq and is a predicted model, not a curated record.
AUGGAUUUCAAGACUUCAAAUGAAGAGACAAAGACUGGGAUUUAUUUGAUGCAAGAAGGUAAUGAGGAGCCGUUUAAUAUUCGACUGCACUUGGCCAAAGAUAUUCUGACCAUUCAAGAACAAGAUGUCAUCUGUGUGUCAGGAGAGCCUUUUUAUUCAAGUGAGAGGACUGUAACGAUCAGGAGGCAGACAAUUGGAGGGUUUGGCCUGAGCAUCAAGGGUGGAGCAGAGCAUAAAAUCCCUGUUGUGAUAUCCAAGAUAUCAAAAGAACAAAAAGCUGAACUCUCCGGGCUGCUUUUCAUCGGAGAUGGCAUCCUUCAGAUAAAUGGAAUAAACGUUAGGAGUUAUCGCCACGAGGAAGUGGUCCAGGUUUUGAGAAAUGCUGGUGAGGAAGUGACUCUUACCGUCUCUUUCCUAAAGAAGACCCCUGCCUUUCUGAAACUGCCCCUGUGUGAAGACUGCACAUGCAUCCCCAGCGACCAGAGUAGCGGGACUUCCUCUCCUCUGUGCGAUAGCGGCCUGCACUUAAACUACCAUCCUAACAACACGGACACGCUCUCCUGCUCAUCCUGGCCCACGUCCCCGGGGCUUCGCUGGGAGAAGAGAUGGUUGGACCUGCGCCUUAUUCCACUGCUUCACUCACGCCUGUCGCAGUACAACCCGGGCUCUGACGUCUGCAGGAAAAAUGCUUUCCAGGUCAUAGCUGUGGACGGAGUCUGCAGCGGCGUCAUCCAGUUCUCCACAGCUGAGGACUGCUUGGACUGGCUUCAGGCAAUAGCGAGUAACAUUUCCUGUCUCACCAAGCACAAUGUGAAGAAGAUUAACCGAAAUUUUCCAGUUAACCAGCAGAUUAUCUACAUGGGCUGGGUCGACGAGAAGGAGCAGGACUCCGUUCAUGACCGAAUGUAUUCACCAAAGUUCCUCGCUCUGCGUGGCUCCUCACUCUUUAAGUUUUCAGCACCUCCUGUGACAACAUGGGACUGGACCAGAGCAGAGAAAAGCUUUACCGUGUACGAAAUAAUGUGCAAGAUUUCAAAGGAUAAUGACCUUCUGGACAAGAGGAAGCACUGCUUCAGCGUCCAGACGGAGAGCGGCGAGGACAUGUUCUUCAGCGUGGAACUGGAGUGCGAGCUGCUGAUCUGGGAAAAGGCUUUUCAGAUGGCCACGUUCCUGGAGGUGGAGAGGAUACAGUGUAAAACGUACGCCUGUAUCAUGGAGAGCCACCUUAUGGGACUAACCGUUGACUUCAGCAUGGGCUUUGUGUGCUUUGAUGCAGCUUCAAAGGCAGUCCUGUGGAGAUACAAGUUCUCCCAACUAAAAGGAUCGUCUGAUGAUGGAAAAAGCAAGAUCAAGUUUUUAUUCCAAAAUCAAGACUCCAAAUCUAUUGAAGCAAAGGAGCUGGAGUUCUCAAACCUCUUCGCCGUGCUUCAUUGUAUUCACGCUUUCUUUGCUGCCAAAGUCGCUUGCCUUGACCCGAUUUUUGUGGAGAGCCAAGGCAGCGCGUCGACCGCUGGGUUUCCUUCUCUUUGCAGCAUCUCGUGUAAUUCACAGACUCCUAAACUCAAAUACGCCACCUGA